Chelmon rostratus (copperband butterflyfish) is the source of this 3033-nucleotide messenger RNA. It is a transcript of the gene tspan15, whose product is annotated as tetraspanin 15. The coding region runs from base 64 to 963 and encodes 299 amino acids. Gene Ontology annotation, cellular component: membrane. The record is from RefSeq and is a predicted model, not a curated record. The transcript has 8 exons. NCBI's taxonomy places the organism in Eukaryota, Metazoa, Chordata, Actinopteri, Chaetodontiformes, Chaetodontidae.
CGCGGAAGUGAGCUGUCAACAGCGCAGAGAGCCGCUGAAGUCAACUGUCCUCAACCAGACACGAUGUCCAACAACGAAGAGAUCCGCUACUGUCACAGGUUCUCCUACAUCUUCCUCAAGUUCAUCCUGUUCGCCUACGCCAUCGUCUUUUGGUUGAUCGGCGGCUUCAUCCUGGCCAUUGGCAUCUAUGCUGAGGUGGAGAGACAACGCUACAAGACACUGGAUGGAGUGUUUUUGGCCCCAGCUAUAAUUCUGAUCCUCCUGGGGAUCGUCAUGUUUAUUGUUUCGUUCAUUGGAGUCUUGGCUUCGCUGAGGGAUAAUCUAACCCUGCUGAAAGUGUUCAUGUACACCCUGACCGUGUGUCUGAUCCUGGAGCUGCUGGGAGGAAUAUUGGCGUUGGUGUUCCGCAACCAGACGGUGGAUUUGCUUAACAAGAACAUCCGAAGAGGCAUAGUGAACUACUACGAUGACCUGGACUUCAAAAACAUCAUGGACUUCGUACAGAAGAAGUUUAAGUGUUGUGGAGGUCAAGAGUAUACAGACUGGUCGGUCAACAUGUACCACAACUGUUCUGCACCUGGUCCAUUGGCCUGCGGUGUCCCUUAUACCUGCUGCAUCACAACUAAGCCUAAUGAAGUGGCCAACACUUUGUGUGGGUACAAGGUGUUGGAAAAAGAGCGCUUGGACUUAAUCAAAACCAUCCAUAUCAGAGGCUGCACCGAUGCUUUCUUCAUCUGGCUGAUGGACAACUAUAAGACUAUGGCAGGGCUGCUUUUAGGCAUCCUGCUGCCUCAGUUCUUCGGCGUGAUCGUGAGCUGGCUGUACAUCACGCGCGUGGAAGACGCCAUCAGUGAGUACGGUCACUACAUGGACGGACUACUGAACUCAAACACGCAUGAAAGACAAUCCAAGAGGCAGGGCCGUGUGUCAAAAUGGUUCAAGUGUAUGCCAGAGAUCGACUGAUGAAUCCAAAAAGCCAAUGCUCAGCUGGUUAAAGCAGUCCAGUCGAUCCAGAGACUGCCGCAGCCACUGCAGGAGCCUGCCUUUGGACUGCAAGUUUACCAUACACUCACUCCACUGUGGAGGAUUUUUAAAAUUAUUUUUUUGGGAGGAAGAAAUUGUUCAUGAACCAGUUUAUUGAGAGUUUGAGUGUUAUCUUACAGUGUACUAAUGCAUGAGUGGGAAAUGAGAGUUCUUUGCUUGUUUUUAGCCACGUUGUGCCUCAGACAGUCUCAGGGAUAAUCACAGAAAUACAACCACUGGUGCUUCUACUUUUGUAAUAUGACAUUUGUCACAUCACACAACCACAAUCUAUUGCACUGGCCUUUUUCUGAUCUGUGUUCAUUUUUUAUCUUCUGCUGCCAAUUAAAAUGUCACUUGACUCCUCUAUAGAACCACUGAUGAAGCAAGUCCCAUCAUUGACUCACUGCUGUUUGCAAAAACAAGUAAACUGCUAGGUAUUGUAGAAUAAGAUAUCAUCUUCAUCUGGAAGCCUUAUUUGUAUAUAAAGCUGGAACUACUCGGAGAUUUGACUAAAUAUAAGCUUUUUUUUUUAAAUUCACUUUAUUGAUCCCAAACUGGGAAAUUAUUCUCUGCAUUUCACCCAUCACUGUACUUGAAACACACACAUGCAACAUGCAGUGAACACACAGGAGCAGUGGGCUGCAUUCAAUCUUCAUUCUUUGUUUUGUUGCCUACGCAUCAGCACACACAGGCCUCAGGAUUCAAACCCCAGUUUCUACAAUUACACUGGCCCAAUAACAGAUUUGGGAAAAUGAUUAGAAGUGUAAUUUGUAGGAGACAGAGUGUCAGGAAACAGGACUCACCAGGGUUUACAUGUUAGCCUUGUUUGCACUGAACAGUCAAUUAGAGAUGGACUUUAUCCUCAUUAGCAUGGUCACAUACCAGGGCCAGACACACUGUAUAAUAAUCCCGGCUGAAUUCAUUCAGCUCAUGUCCAGGUGGCUGCUGGAAAAGAAUACAUUUGAUUUUAACGUCAACAUGUUGUGUUGUCCGUCACCCUGAUUCGGUCUGGCAGGCCUUCAUGAGAAAAGUGUCUUUUCAUGUUUCAGCUCAGUCUUUACUUGACUGUUGGCUGCUGGGUUGAAGGUAAAAGUUAUGUGUAUAUAAUUAAUUUGUUGAGGGUUUGUUUAAUAUGUGCCAGUAUGGCUGCAUAUCUCUCUGAAUAUCAGUAAUUAGGAGACACAUCAGAUUCAAUGUACUGCAACAAACCACAGCUUCUCGCUGGUGAAACAGCAACGAGAAGAGAAGCUCUGACUUUCAUGUUUUAUGACGUAAUGGAUUAGGAAGUAAAGACUGUUUCCACUCGGGUUACUUCAUUUGUCUGCCUCGUUAAGCCAGACAUACCUAAUGGGGGUGAAGCUAAAACGACCUUCUUGGCUAAUUAACGAGUCAUCACACAUUUAGCAGCCUCACUGGUCAUCCAGCGUGUCGGGGGAAUUGGAAGUAUAAAACUCUCAGCAAUUUUACUUUCUUAAACUUAAAAUCUAUUGAUCCAGCUCUGAUAAAAAAGUAUGUUAUUUAUUUUAGAGGCAGUUUUGUGUUUUUAUUGUAAGACUUAAAACCAAACCCAGUCCAUUCAUGCUUGAAAGUUUUCUGAAGGCUGUAAUGUGAAUGUAGUGAUGAUGCAUUAAUCAUCACUAUAGCCUACUAUCACAGGUAAAGUGCCAGUGUUGUCUAACAUGAUACACAAAUGUAUGUCCAAAGUUCUGUUAUUAGUAUCAGUCUGUGGUGUCAUCUUCAGCUCAUUGAGUUGCACAAAACCACACUUUCUGAUAGAAGCAUGUUGCCUGGUAGAGGGUGGAAAAUAAAGUGAUUUACUGCUGUUUGAUGAGUUCUGUUGUUUACCUUCAUCUGGCUGUAGCACUGAGUUGAUCCUCCUGUCAAGGGAUAUUUGGGGGUCGGGGCUUGUUAAAUAAAUUAUGGCUACCACGGCAUCACACUGUGUAUUUUCUAGGGCAGGCCGCACCCUGAGCCACUAGCAGUGUAUACAUUUUUCAUGCAUGCACAUUU